UGCUGUCAACGCAUGUUUGUUCCCUCUGUGUGCCACACAUGGCCUGGCUGUCACCACGGUAGAGGGAGUAGGAAACCCGGCUACAGGAUUACACGCCGUGCAGCAACGUCUUGUAGAAUCACAUGGUCUUCAGUGUGGCUUCUGUACACCUGGUUUUGUUAUGUCGGCGUUUGCACUGCUGAGAAACAAUCCUAACCCAACCCGGGAACAAGUGGAACGCGCUGUUGAAGGAAACUUGUGCAGAUGUACCGGAUAUCGCCCUAUUUUGGACGCUCUCCUUACAUUUAGUCAGGAUAAUUGUCCAAUGGGAGAUGCAUGCUGUAAAAAUUCUUCUGCAAGUAGCACACGCAAUGAGGCAUCAGAUGAAAGUACAGGUGAUCAUCAAGUGUCGAUAUUCCCUCCAGAACUGCAGCUUCACGAUGAAUAUUUCAACAAAGAAGUACAGUUUACCGAUGGUGAAUAUACGUGGUAUAGACCAGUGAACCUGCAACAGUUACUCGUGCUGAAACACAAAUACACACGUGCUCCAAUAAUAAUGGGGAACACAACAACAGCUCGUCUCCUCACGGAAGGUGUUUUUGAUGAUGAAAAGGUUCUUCUAUACGGAUUUAAUAUUCCUGAAAUCAAUUUUUUUUCUGUAACGAAAGACGACUUGAUCGUCGGUGGAGCAGCCACAGUGUCAGAACUUGCAGAAUAUCUGGAAAACGUUGCAGGUACAUUAACAGAUGAAGAACAAAGACACAUAACGGUCAUUCUAGAAAUGGCGUCAAGAUAUGGGGCUGAACAAAUCAGGAACGUUUCGACUUUGGCCGGAAGUUUGAUGUGCGGCCGUUCCAACUCGGAUAUAAAAACGUUGUUCAGAGCUCUUGGCACAAGAGCUAGAGUUGUUUCAAUUAACGGCUCGAGAAUGGUAGCAUUGAAUGGUCUGGACAUCAAAGACGAAGAAGUGAUUGAAGCAAUACAUAUCCCACUUGCUUCAAAGGAUGAAUGCAGCGCUUUCUACAAAAUGUCAGAAAGAAGGUCCUUCUCCCUCGCCAUAGUUAAUGCUGGAAUGUUUGCAAAGGUUGACGGAGAGAAAAAGAUCAAAUGCCUUAGGUUAUGCUACGGCGGUAUCUUCAAAGAGUCAUGUAUGAUAGACAAAGUGUCACAGGUGGCAGUUGGAAGGUCAUGGGAUGAUACUUUAUUACAUGAUGUCCUAGCAAUAAUAACUGAAGUUCUUAGCUUCGACAAUGGUCAAAAUGUAGAUAGCUACAAAUUAUCCGUCGCCUCUGGGAUUUGGUUUAAAUUUUUCAGCAAAGUACAAGCAGAAAUAAAGUUGUGUGAACCCAAUGAAUCCUUGGCACGUCCAGUAUCUCUGCCCCCGUACAGCGGCAGGCAGGUGUUUGAUCCUUGCACAGAUGACGGCCAGAAAGAGGAUGAUGCUCUGGGUCGAACUGUCCCUAACGUUCAUUCUGAAGCCACAGUAUCAGGAGAGGCUAUAUAUGUGGAUGAUUUACCUCGGCAACAAAAUGAGCUGUUUGUGGCCCUUGUCAUCAGCAGUGUAGCCCACGCUAAAGUUCUAAAUGUUGACACAAGUAAAGCUUUGAACCUUCAAGGUGUUCACGGGUAUAUAGACCACAGAGAUAUUCCAGGAAGAAAUGGAUUCGGAGUACUUGUUCCAGAUCAGGAGAUAUUUUGCUCUGGAGAGGUGUUGGCUGUUGGCCAGCCCAUAGGUGGUAUUAUUGCAGAAAGCCGUGAAAUAGCACUGAGGGCUGUUUCUAUGGUAACAGUUGAAUAUGAGGAAAUGACGCCAAUAUUAACUAUACAGGAUGCCAUAGAGAACAAUUCAUUCUACGGAAAGCCACAGUGUUUAGUAGAUGGUGAUGUAGAUCGCGGGUUGGCUGAAUCUGAGCACGUCAUUACAGGAGAAUAUCAAACCGGACUUCAAGAACAUUUUUACCUUGAACCUUAUGCAGCACUGGCUAUACCAAAAGAAAAUCAGGAGAUUGAAGUCAUAUGCACAACGCAAAAUCUUAGAGAAGAACAAGCUCAGGUGGCUAACCUAUUGAACAUUGCUCAGCAUAAAGUCACGUGCAGAGUGAAACGUCUUGGUGGCGCUUUUGGUGGAAAGGAAAGUCAAGCGAUGUAUGUAAUUGGAGUUACAGUAAUUGCUGCAAUAAAAUCGAAACGACCUGUACGGUGUGUGUUUCCGAGAGCGACAGAUAUGAUGGUAACAGGAAAAAGACAUCCAUUUCUCGGGAAGUAUAAGGUUGGUUUUGACAAAAGUGGAAAAAUAACGGCAUUAGAUCUGAAAUUUUACAGCAAUGGUGGAUAUUCGCUGGAUCUUUCAAGCAUUGUAAUGGAAGUCUCGAUAGCAUCGUUUGGGUCUGGUUACAAGGUCAAGGAUAUUCGAGUUGAGGGAUAUGUAUGCAAAACAAACACGCCUUCUAACACGGCGUUUCGAGGGUUCGGACAUCCACAGGCGGUGCUCAUUAUGGAAGAUAUCCUAUUCAAAAUCGCUAAUUACCUAAAUAUUAAUUCACAGCAGGUCCGGGAGGUCAACCUCUACCAAGAAGGUGAUUCUAUACCGUAUGGAACAAAACUUGUGAAAUGCACUAUACCACAGCUUUGGCAAAAAUGUAAAUCUGAGAGCAAUUUUGAGAACCGCCAAGAAAACAUUGAAAGCUUCAAUAGGGAAAGUAAAUGGAAGAAACGAAUAUCGAUGACGGCCUCCAAAUUUGGUGUUGGGUUUGGUGUUAGUUUUAUGUAUCAGGGGGCUGCUCUGGUUAAUAUAUACACAGACGGAUCUGUGUUGGUAGCUCACGGUGGGAUUGAGAUGGGCCAAGGUCUUAAUACGAAAUUAAUACAGGUUGCUUCACGCGUUCUUGGAAUACCAAAGGAAAAGAUUCACACAGUUGAAAGCAGUACAAGGGAGAUUCCAAACGCCACAGUUACAGCCGGUAGUAUGGGCACAGACCUGUAUGGUCCGGCUGUCAAGGAUGCUUGUGAAACACUCAACAGGAGACUCAGUCAUUUGAAGGAAACGAUGCCAGGAGCUACAUGGGAAAAACUGAUAUUUACAGCCUUUUUCCAACGGAUACAGCUGUCGGCUACAGGAUUUUACCGUCCAUACCAAGAAGGGGAUCUUGACUUUGAAAAGAAAGUUGGAGCUCCUUUUGAUUAUUUCACUUAUGGAGUGGCUUGCACGGAAGUGGAAAUUGAUGUCUUAACUGGAGAAUGCCAGGUACUGCAAGCAGAUUUACAUGUUGAUAUUGGUAAGAGUUUGAAUCCUGCGCUAGAUAUCGGUCAGAUUGAAGGAGCUUUUGUACAGGGACUAGGAAUGGUCACUUCAGAAAGCAUGGAGAUAGAUGAGAAAGGCCGCAUUGACAACUGCAGCCCUCUAAGCUACAAAAUACCAAAUGUUAAAAGUAUUCCGCGGAAACUGGUGGUUAACUUGAUAAAAAAUCAUGAUGUUGUGGUCAAUAUCUAUUCCUCAAAGUCUGCUGGAGAGCCGCCGUAUAUUUUAUCCCUGUCGGUCAUUACUGCAAUUAAAGAAGCAAUACUUGCUGCACGUGCUCAGAUUGGCAAGAUCGGAUACUUCCGGAUUGACUCACCAGCUACUGUGCACAGGAUACAGGAAGCGUGUGGACAGCAAAUCAAAGUUUAACAUUAAUGACGACAGUGUGCAACUAAACAAUACGCAUGCAAACAACAAAACAGGUUUAUUAUAUAUAAAUUUAUGGUGAAACAAAAGUGAUUGCAGAAUUUAUUACAUUUGAACAGAAAUUUUGCUAAUAAGAAUAAAUUUAGUGUGCUCUGAAAAUCAAGGUAUAAGCUUUUAAUUCUUAUGUUAAGAUAUUGCUUUAGAAUACACUACGGACAUACUGGCACCCGCAUGUGAAAAUUUAACGCAAAUAUUCUUCUUGCGGAGAUACAUACAAUAUAUUCAACCAAUAAUGUCAGGCAAAUAAUGAUUACGUUUUCUAGUAAUUUCGCGCGCGGUAAUUCAGUAAUCUGUUUGUUGUAAUAGACACGUGUAUAAUAAUUGACUUUGUUUCUCAUAAAGAAUACGUAUUACAACAAUGCUUGUUACAGCAACAGUUUUGUGUAUUCCAUACUGCAUAUGAUAAUAGGAAUACACAGUCAACAACCAGAAAAACACAUUUAAACCUGUUACAUAGUCAAGUUAAUGAUUUUUGUACCAUCAAGCGGCUGUAUAUAAUUGUAUAUUCUAGGUUGUUAUAUUUUUAGAUAGGUUGUUACACUUUUAGAUAAUGCUUAUCUUGUAAGAGCGCUGGAAUUAUACCAGUUCAACUAUAUUUUAGACAAUGUUGAUUUCGUAAUAGCGUUGGAAUUAUUCCAUAUCGUUGACAUAAGAAGUAUUUACAUAUAAUGGUUUUAUCUAAACUGGCGUUAGUUUUCAUGCUCCAACGCAGUUGAUUAAUAUUCACCAGUUACGUAAGAUGUGCGUCAGUGUGACGUCAAUCGGAUUGCGAAAGCUAUCCGCAAAUAUGGAAGUGUGGUGUAACUAUACGCGCCAUAAUAUUGUGCGCUACUUAUAGUUCGGUUUUGAGGUGAGCGAUGUUUGUAUACUUUUAAUAAUGGGACGGUCCGUUAUUUAGGUAGUGUUAUUCAGUACGAUAGUAUUUCUUACCUAAAUAAGGCAAAGUAAAUCAUGCUGACUACCAUAAUCGGUAGACGAGUAUAUAAAUUGAACCACCAAACUACAUGCGAACUUUUGGUUUGCUUGCCUACGUGAUGAUAGCGUCUAAAAUACUGUCGCGUCUCGUUCUAUGUUUAUCAGUGUUUACAAAAUAAAGCGUCAUAUCGGUUUAUAAAAGUCCACGAGAAAAACUGCAAAAAAAUCGAAUGUUCCCAUAAUUCUGGAAACUAUAAUCUGGUCAACCAUUAUGUUUCAUGUAAAUGUAUGAAAAAGUGGCGGCAUUUUGCCUUUCGGUGAUAAAUUAUUUUAAAACUUACAAAUCACAACGUUUGAGUUAGUCGCUUUAAACCAAAUAUUAGCAAAAAAAUGAACGAUAAAGUACCAAAAAGGAAAAAAAAUAUUUUCAAAACACGUCUAGCAUCUGUCAGAUUUUUUCGCGCAGCCAUAAAUCGUCUUUGUUUUGCUAGCCGCUGACGUCGGUGCGGGUUCAAUUUCUUUCCUCUGAUAAACACAUUUGUUUAUACUGUAGUUAUUUGAUAUCAUAUUAGUAUAAACCCAAGGAAGACCAUAUAAAUCAUUUUAACCAAAUGAAGCGAACUAAUAAAAAAAUUAAAUAAUUGUUUGACGGUUCAAAGCAAAAAAAGUUAAUAAUAACCACGAUUCUAAUGUAAUAUACUAUAUGUGUUUACUUUUGUUUGUUUAUUAUAACACUUUUAUACAUCAGACGAAACAAUGACUCUACUUGGUAUUGAGUUUACAAAACACCAAAAAGCAAUGCUGCAGCAACAAGUCCAAGGUCAUAGACCGUAUGAAAUGCGCCUACAUUCUGCAAUGUGACUUUGUCUGUUUUCUUCAAUACAAAUUCUAGCGCGAAUUCCUUCAAAUGUGCUGCUCGAUAUGAAUGCAAACUCGCCGUCAAACAUGAAACGUUGUGCGAUAAUAUUAUAAAGUGUUUUCUCGUCUCGGCUUAGAAUAAAUUCAAACUGAUUCAGUUCGACCUGGACACAAAGAUAGAGCUUUGUGAUCAAAUGCAGUUCUCCUAUAAUAUUCAUACUUUUGUACACGAGGCGGUACAGCGGUUGCUCGAGACUCUCGGAAAGAUUCCCAAGACUGACUUGGCUUCGAUAUCAUUAUCUACAAAGUCUAUCUUAGAAGAUGGCAUAAAGUUUGCUUUAAGAACAAUCGUGACAUUGUUAUGUUUUAACAACCAUUCUCUCGUCACCGUCCUUUUUAUAUUUUGCACGAUACGCCUCGGAUCUACUCUUGAUAGUUUUGCACUAAUUAUGGCUAAGUAAGAUAAAGUGUCUUUUUUCUGUGACUAUUUUUACCACAGUUAUGGCCCGUUGAUAGUUUUUGCUGUAUGGAAUAUAGAGAAAAGUUUUGGGUAUCCAACUCCUCCCACCCUGUUCGCCUGAUUUGCUUUAAACUUUCAUAAUUGAACAAGCUUGAUGUACUGAUGACCAAAAAUGAAGAAAUAUUUUCUGUAAAUAUUUUUACUGUAGUUAUGGCCCUUUGAUAUUUUAAGCUAAAUAGAGAAAUGCACAGUAUGUGGGAGCAUCCGUGUCCAAUGGACACAAUUCUAGUUGUUCGUAAAAGCUCUUUUUAGGAACAGUUUAUUUAUUUAAUUCAAAUACCACUUAAAUGGAACAACGACGGUAAAUACACUUAAAAAGACUAUAUUAAGCAGAAACUAAUUAACGCAACAAUAUUCAUUACAGGAACAGCAGUUGCAGAAAAGUAAUUACAGAAACAGUAUAUUCAGCAGUAUUUAUGUUAUUAUUCCUGGCAGAUAACAGUGUUACUGCUUCUUAUUUUAGAAUAUUCUGUAUAUGUAUGCUUAUAUUCAUGGCAGAAAAAAAUGUUUAUCGAUACUGGUACUGAUGAUAAACCCGAACAGAAAAUGAGGUUUUUUACCUGUAACUUUUUUAUUUCUGCAAAUUGAAAUCAAUGGUCGGUAUCAAAAUAAAGCUUAACCUUUGCUGAAAACUUUACAUAAUUCAGAUUUAUAUUUAGUAAGCAAACUCACACGAAGUGAGGGCCUGAAAGGGGUAUGUAAAAAGGGGACUGUAUGAACGUUGACUGAUGAUAAAUUCGAACACUUUGUCAUUUACAAAAUUUUCUUGGUAUUAUAAUAUUGAAGUUUCCCCAAAAAGCUGCAACAGUCAUUCCUGAAAAAGUAAUGAAAAGUUAACAAAUGUCAGGCCUUCAUGUUUCGACAGUGAGCAUGCGCAAAAAAACACCCUCUUCCCCAGUAAUUUUGGAUAAGUAUUUUUAAUACAAAUUUAUGUAAGUCAUUUAUUUAUACAGAAUAUUUACCAAUUUUGUUUUUGUUUACACCAGAUGGUGUUGUAAGUGGAAACUAUUAGAUGGUGUGUUCAAUUUUAUAAAUAACCGAUUGCAAUCGAAUAUUUCCAAGGUGGUCGACUUUAUCAUCUGUCCGGGUUUAUCAUCAGUACCAGUAAAUAAAUUACCCAGGAAUAACUAGUUUUUGAUUGUUACUACUGCUGGCACAAAUAAAAUUAGAAUUAUUAUUACUAAUCUUUGAAGAAUCAAGAGCACAAACACUAAAUACACUUUUAGC
This is a messenger RNA of Mercenaria mercenaria, 7223 nucleotides long. Its product is annotated as xanthine dehydrogenase/oxidase-like. NCBI's taxonomy places the organism in Eukaryota, Metazoa, Mollusca, Bivalvia, Venerida, Veneridae. The coding region runs from base 161 to 3646 and encodes 1161 amino acids. Gene Ontology annotation, molecular function: oxidoreductase activity; iron ion binding; FAD binding. The transcript is spliced from 32 exons. The record is from RefSeq and is a predicted model, not a curated record.